AUGAUGAUGAUGAUGGCGCUCGGGAGGGGGCUGUGCAAGCCCCGCUUUGGAAAGCGCAGACUCGGGUUCCUGCCGUUUCUGUGCGCCGUGCUUGCGUGCGCAGCCCUGGUGGCGCUGCUCUUCGUGGACCUCAUCGAGUUGUGGGUCACCUCCAUGGGCAUGAUGAGCGCAGUGCAGGCCAUCGUCGUGGUCCCACCGCAAAGCGUCCCCCCCGCCAGACUCGAGGAGUUCCUCCUGAUGCCCAGCCCGCUCGUGUGCCAGCGUGCCAAGCCUUACCUAAUCACCAUGGUUACCUCGGCUCCUGCCAAUCAGCGCGCCCGCCAAGCCAUCCGGGACACCUGGGGGGGAGAGGUGGAGGUGAGAGGUCUGCGGGUCAUGACCCUCUUCAUGGUGGGCGUGACCUCUGACCCCGGACUCGGCAAGCUGCUGAUAGAAGAAGCCAGAGAGAGGGGGGAUCUGAUUCAGGGGCUCUUUUUGGACACCUACUCCAACCUGACCCUCAAGACCCUGGCCAUGCUGGGCUGGGCCCGCAAGUUCUGCCCUCAGGCCCACUUUAUGGCCAAGGUGGAUGAUGAUGUCCUGUUCAACCCCAGUGCCCUUUUGCACUUCCUGAACAAAAGUCGUAACCCGUAUGAGCAGGGAGACUUGUACCUGGGCAGGGUGCAUCUCCAUGUGGCUCCAGACCGUGACCCGGAUAGCAAGCACUACCUCCCUUCAGGGGCCUACCCUUCGUCUUUCUUUCCGGACUAUUGCAGCGGUACGGCUUAUGUCCUGUCUCGCUCCGCACUGCUUAAAAUCUCCCUCGCAGCCUCAGCAUCACCUCUAUCCACACCCCUGCCCCCUGAGGACGUCUUCGUGGGUCUGAGCGCCCGGGCGGCUGGAGUGACACCCGAGCAUUGCCCUCUCUUCUCUGGUGGUCCAUUUGUGCCGUACGGACGCUGCUGCUACCAGGCCAUGGUGUCCAUCCAUCAGAUCUCGCCCAGGGAGAUGCUGCAGUACUGGCAGGAUGUCCAUGCACCACCACCCUGCUCCUGGCUGAGCCAGCGGGCCUCCCUGGGGGUGUGCAAAGUCAGGGCGAUGCUGGGUUUAGCCUUGGGGCUGGAGCAGGGACUGUGAAGGUCAACGAAGAACUCGGUGAGGGAGUCACCUCGCUUCACUACUGUGAACAGCACAAGUGCUCUUCAGGCUGCAAGUUUAUGUGCACUGAGAACAUUU
Molecule: messenger RNA, 1215 nt
Organism: Nematolebias whitei (Rio pearlfish)
Lineage: Eukaryota; Metazoa; Chordata; Actinopteri; Cyprinodontiformes; Rivulidae
Gene: b3galt4
Product: UDP-Gal:betaGlcNAc beta 1,3-galactosyltransferase, polypeptide 4
Exons: 2
Coding region: 1-1116 (371 amino acids)
Cellular component (GO): membrane
Molecular function (GO): N-acetyl-beta-D-glucosaminide beta-(1,3)-galactosyltransferase activity
Source: RefSeq, a predicted model, not a curated record